AUGGUGUUGACUUGUAUUAUCCUAGACAGGGACGUGGAAGGGCAAAAAAGUGGCCGUCAAGCGAAUUCAAAUCGAAACGUUGAAAACAACAAAGAAGAAGAAGCUCUGCAGAAAUUAGAUCACCCAAAUGUCGUCAAACUUUAUCACGUUGAAAGCGACCUUGAUUUCAGAUAUUACGCACUGGAACUGUGCCAAUUAUCACUGAGUCAACUAUUCAACGGUGACGAGGCCCAGAAAAACUAUCGCGAGAAAAUGCCGCCAGAAGAAGAAGUUUGCCUCCAGUUGGCAAAGGGAUUGGCACACAUUCAUGGAAAACGAUUGAUCCAUCGGAAUAUAAAACCCGAAAACGUUCUCAUCUGGGUAGAUUCCACUGGAGAAAAAGUCUUAAUGAAAUGGUCGGGAUUUGGACUUAGUAAACAAGUGAACGAAAGAGGAAGUCAUUCCAUGAGUGGAGUAAGAGGAACCCACAAUUGGAUGGCGCCGGAAAUUUUGAAGAUAAUGACGGAAGAAAAUGUUGGUAAAACUACGUCACCCGACAUUCGUCCGAGAGGAACCGUCAAGAGCGACGUUUUUAGCGCGGGACUUGUUUUUGGCUAUUAUCUAUUAGGCGGUGAUCAUCCUUUCGGUUCUGCUAUAAAUGUUCCAGCAAACAUUCUCAAAAAUGAGCCAGUCAUUCUGAGAAAAAUAAAACAGCAACAUCCCAUGCUGCACGCGAUCAUCAUGGAAAUGUUGAAGGCCAAUCCCAACGAGAGGAUUUCAUCGGCCGACGUUGUUUCAAGAAUCAACAAGGGAGAAUAA
Molecule: messenger RNA, 798 nt
Organism: Daphnia pulex (common water flea)
Lineage: Eukaryota; Metazoa; Arthropoda; Branchiopoda; Diplostraca; Daphniidae
Product: serine/threonine-protein kinase/endoribonuclease IRE2-like
Exons: 4
Coding region: 1-798 (265 amino acids)
Biological process (GO): IRE1-mediated unfolded protein response; protein phosphorylation; intrinsic apoptotic signaling pathway in response to endoplasmic reticulum stress
Cellular component (GO): IRE1-TRAF2-ASK1 complex
Molecular function (GO): RNA endonuclease activity; ATP binding; protein serine/threonine kinase activity
Source: RefSeq, a predicted model, not a curated record